UGUCUUUCAGUCGAUUCUGGCCAUCGAUACGUCAAAGAGAUCAUCCUCUGUCAUGUUGAAAUUAUUGCUAAUCGUUGCUCUGCCACUGCUCGUUGCGACGAGCUCGUCGGAUUAUACGGAUUCGCCCGACCAGGAGGAAGUUCCGCACUUUUUUCAAAUGCCCGACAAACAGAACGCGAAAAUGUGCUGCACUCAAUGCUUCGACGAAGAGACGUGCUUUAUCUCUGUCGAGUACAGACGGGGGAUCUGCCGUGGCAGCCUAGAUCAAACGCAGAUUGGUAGAGUCAAUUACCCGGGCGGCCGAAUGAUCGCGACCUCCAAGCUGCCGAACGACAUGUGGAAGCUGCUCUGGAUCGAAGACGAGGACGAGCCCGUGCUCAAUAACCGCGUCUUCAGCUGGAACAAAUGCGCCUGGAAGUCGAAGGUGCGCACCGACUAUAGCGUGGAUGGCGCCGCGCUGGUCGACAAGCUCGUCGAUUUGACGCGCAAACAAGAGGUGCUGGUCUCGCUCGAGCCGAUCGGAUGCUCCUUUGAAAGUUGCGACAUCACGUUUCUCCUGAAGGAAUCUUUCUUUGGCAACUCACAAAAAAAGACCCGUGAUUCCCCUAAGGCGACGCCGAAGCCAAAGUUCGAGAAGGAAGACCUCUGAGAGUAUUCUCUCGAGUGGCGAGAAAAUAAAUGUUCACAGUUGUCUAUUUUGAAUACUCUUCUUUAAUAAUUUUCGAAUAAAGAUUUACCUCGCAAUGGUUGAUAAGUUGAAAUUAUACGUGUGA
Trichogramma pretiosum is the source of this 773-nucleotide messenger RNA. RefSeq lists its product as uncharacterized. The transcript is spliced from 2 exons. The coding region runs from base 53 to 649 and encodes 198 amino acids. Lineage: Eukaryota; Metazoa; Arthropoda; Insecta; Hymenoptera; Trichogrammatidae. The record is from RefSeq and is a predicted model, not a curated record.